Messenger RNA from Sitodiplosis mosellana (orange wheat blossom midge), 2947 nucleotides. It is a transcript of the gene Dcps, whose product is annotated as m7GpppX diphosphatase. Gene Ontology annotation, cellular component: P-body; nucleus. Gene Ontology annotation, molecular function: hydrolase activity; RNA 7-methylguanosine cap binding. Gene Ontology annotation, biological process: deadenylation-dependent decapping of nuclear-transcribed mRNA. NCBI's taxonomy places the organism in Eukaryota, Metazoa, Arthropoda, Insecta, Diptera, Cecidomyiidae. The coding region runs from base 434 to 1471 and encodes 345 amino acids. The record is from RefSeq and is a predicted model, not a curated record. The transcript has 4 exons.
AAACGUUUACAUGUCAUAUUAUUGGUUUGACAGUUCGGCCCCUCUCGUUUCCACUCUGUAUCGAAUGUGAUUUUACAUGUUUUGAUUGUUUUCAAUAUCGAAUUUGCACUCUCUAUCCAAUUCAAUUCCGACGUAGUUUCGAUUUUUUUUGGCAAAAUUAUCAUUGCAAGACCAUUUUCAUCACAUCCAUUUGUUGUUCUUGAAGUUCAUCGAUUCGUCUAGUUUUGAUAGCUAUUUCCAUUCUGAAUUUUAUGUGAAAAAAAGAGUUAUUGUUUGAAAUUGCCGUGCGCUGACAACGGUAAAUGUAAGACACACAUUUAAGUGUUAGAAAUAAAUUUUGCAGAAGACUACAAAAAGGGGGCAAACGAAAGAAGAGAAAGUGUGUGUGUGUGUGCGUGUGUGUGAAAAGCCAUCGAAUUGAGAAACAGAGAGAAUGGCGGAAAAAACGUAUGAUUUGUCAACAUUUCGGCUGGAGCGUAUUCUCAAUAAAAAUAGUAAAACCAAAACGAUUUGUGUGCUUGGCACAUUUCCAUCACAACAAUCGUCUGAUACCACCACCACCACUACCACCGAACCAGCGAUUGUUGUGCUCGAAAAGACCGCAUUCACUGAUCACGACGUCAACACCACACACAACAACCAUGGCAACGAUGAUUAUGAUAAUGAUGAUGAUGGAAGCGCAACACAACGCAACUCUUACUUUAGCUUAGAGACGCAAUUACAAAAUGAGUUUAUUAACGAUAUUUAUGGGAAUUUUCUAUGCUUUCCAUUACCAGCCAUCAAUAGUGUGAAAUUGAAUAUCAUUUGCCCGUGCACCGAGAAACACAUCCAAAAGUAUACAUCACAAGAUAUUCGCAUCGUCCUUGAAACACCACAUCUUUAUAACACCGUCACCGAACCACGACUACAACUCGAACGUGAACAAUUCACCUUGGACUGGGUGUACAAUAUUCUCGAGCAUAAAAAAGAAGUGGAUCGUAUAAUAUUCGAGGAUCCAUGUAAGAAGCUUGGCUUUAUUCUGUUGCCCGAUUUCAAGUGGGAUGGUAAAAACCCGGAGACAUUUUAUGCCAUUGCAAUUGUUCAUCAGUUGAAUUUGAGAUCGCUUCGUUCGUUGACCGCGGAGCAUUUGCCAUUGUUGCGAAACAUACAAACCAAAGGUAUAGCCGCCAUCGCCGAGAAGUACGGUUUGGACGAGACACAGUUGCGCAUUUAUGUGCACUAUCAACCGUCAUUUUAUCAUCUGCACGUGCACUUCACAUUCCUAAAAUAUGAAGCGCCUGGCACGCACUGUGAACGAAGUCACUUGCUCAGCACCGUGAUCAAUAACAUCGAAUUGGUAACCGAUUACUAUCAACGAGCAACGAUCCCAUUUACGAUCAAAGAGUCUGAUCCGUACUACCAAAAAUAUCGGCCCGAUGCCGACACCCAUGCUGAGCCCAUAGCAAAGAAGCCAAAAAUCGGCGCCGAUUAGUUUUCAUCGUCGUCGAUUUUUAUGUUUACUUUUAAUUUUAUUUUUCAUCGUCAUCAGAAUAUUUUAGUUUUACCGAUUAUUUGCCAACGAAAUUCAACAUACACAAAACAGCAACGACCACCAACACCCAAAAAGCAAACAGAAAGAAGCCAUGAAAAUUGAGAAUAUUUUAAUUGAGCAUUUCCCGCGUUUGAAAUGUGCCAAUUUUUUCAUUUUGUUCGAUACAAAUUUCGAUGAUGUGUCAUCGGUUCGGGUGCAUUUGCGGCCAACGGAAAUUUUUGUGCGCUUUGAAAAUGACCAUAGUACGACAAUUGAUUUGCAAUCACUGGCCGUUCGCAUUCAAAUCAAUUCGUUGAGUUUGCUAAUUGCCAAAGAGAAUUUAAUUAGUUUUCGGAUAAAUAUCGCGUCGAGUUUUCGUGAGGAAAUCCUACCGAUGCAAUCAACGAUGAAUGCGGCGAGUGCAAUGAAACGACUAAGCUUGAAUGUGGAACCAGACACGGAAUUUUCGAUUGUAUGCGAUAAUUGUAGUGGGCCAUUGAGUAAAUCGUUGCAUUUUCGUCGCAUCCUUGAGCUGCCAUCGGAACAAAUGGAUUCGAAUGAAUGGUUUUGUCAUAAACCAGAGGCAACCACAUGCAAUGGGCAACAUCAACCCGUAUUCAGUGCAACCAGUCUAAUGCCGGCUGAAGAUGAUUUACUCUUUGGCAACUAUUUUGCACUCAUUCAUCGCACACACAUCCAGAACAUUCACGUGAAUUCGCAACAGCGAAUGAUCCACUGCAAACGAUGUCUCAGCCAUAUUGGCGAAAGUGUCGGCGAUUCGACGCUAAAAUUCUGGAAUGGCAACAUCAAAAUCAUUCGAACCAACGUCGACACACCAGAACGUUUAUUCACCGAUUCCAAUUCAUUGUUUCAUAAUUUUCUUGUCAUUGUAGAUCGCGUCUCAUACGAUUAUCAAAUGCUCGGACGUCAAACACUGAAAUUAUUAUUCGAAGCGCGCAGCUCCAAAGGAACCACAUUUUUAUUCAUUCAAACCAUGGCACGUAAUUUGGAAAUCUAUCAAAUGGACAAGCACACAAACACCACCACUGAUCGAGCGACAAUGACACGAGUCGAUGGCAUUAAAUGCCUAUUUUUAUGCGAAGAAAAUACCGAUCGAACACUCGUUGAAUUCUGGCAAAAAGACGUGAAUGUCGUUAGUGCACACAUUUCCAUCGGUAUGCUCGAUGCCACCGUUGAACACCUACAUCUACUCUCCAAAUACGUACCCGAGCAAUUUCGAAUGAACAACGGUUUCUGCCUAAGUUACUUAAGUUAUGGCAUUAAUUCAUAGCAAUAUUUAUUUCUUUUUUCUUGUCCUGAAAAAAACUUUACGUAAAACACACACUGUUACCGAACACCAUUUUUUUUUUUGCUGCUGUUGUUGAGAUUUUGUUUAAUCGAUUAAUAAAAAAAACACACACAGCAUCAAACGCAAAA